AUGGAGGUCCAGGGCACCUUGGAGCACAGCCAGCAGCCCUGGGUGGUGGCAAACCUUAAAGGCCAGGGAGAGGGUGUGGGUGGGCUCGCUGGGCCCAUGUGCACUGCCCACCCUUUACCUUCUGUUCCCCAGGACAUGCGGAAGCACGUGACCAUGACCCUGCUGGACACGGAGCAGUCGUAUGUGGAGUCGCUGCGCACCCUGAUGCAGGGCUACAUGCAGCCACUGAAGCAGCCCGAGAACUCCUUGCUGUGUGACCCAUCGCUGGUGGACGAGAUUUUCGACCAGAUCCCGGAGCUCCUGGAGCACCACGAGCAGUUCCUGGAGCAGGUGCGGCACUGCGUGCAGACCUGGCACGCCCAGCAGAAGGUGGGAGACCUGCUCAUCCAGUCGUUCUCCAAGGAUGUCCUGGUCAACAUCUAUUCUGCCUACAUUGAUAACUUUCUCAAUGCGAAGGAUGCCGUGCGUGUGGCUAAGGAGGCGAGGCCUGCCUUUCUCAAGUUCCUAGAGCAAAGCAUGCGGGAGAACAAGGAGAAGCAGGCGCUGUCCGACCUCAUGAUCAAGCCCGUGCAGCGGAUCCCACGCUAUGAGCUUCUGGUGAAGGACCUCCUGAAGCACACCCCUGAGGACCACCCGGACCACCCACUCCUGCUGGACGCACAGCGGAACAUCAAGCAGGUGGCGGAACGCAUCAACAAGGGCGUGCGGAGUGCGGAGGAGGCAGAGCGGCACGCCCGCGUCCUGCAGGAGAUCGAGGCUCACAUCGAGGGCAUGGAGGAUCUCCAGGCCCCGCAGCGGCGGUUCCUGAGGCAGGAGAUGGUCAUUGAAGUGAAGGCAGUCGGUGGCAAGAAGGACCGGUCCCUCUUUCUGUUCACGGACCUCAUCGUCUGCACCACCCUGAAGCGGAAGUCAGGCUCCCUGCGGCGCAGCUCCAUGAGUCUGUACACGGCAGCCAGCGUCAUUGACACGGCCAGCAAAUACAAGCUGCUGUGGAAGCUGCCGCUGGAAGAUGCAGACAUCAUCAAAGGGGCAGCCCAAGCCACCAAUCGGGAGAACAUCCAGAAGGCCAUCAGCCGCCUCGACGAGGACCUGACCACCCUGGGCCAGAUGAGCAAGCUCUCGGAGAGCCUCGGUUUCCCCCACCAGAGCCUGGACGACGUGCUUCGGGACCUCUCGGCCGCCAUGCACCGGGACCUGUCCGAGAAGCAGGCGCUGUGCUAUGCGCUCUCCUUCCCCCCGACCAAGCUGGAGCUGUGUACCACGCGGCCCGAGGGCACGGACUCCUUCAUCUUCGAGUUCCCCCACCCUGACGCCCGCCUUGGCUUUGAGCAGGCCUUCGAUGAGGCCAAGAGGAAACUGGCAUCCAGCAAAAGCUGCCUAGACCCUGAGUUCCUGAAGGCCAUCCCCAUCAUGAAAACACGCAGUGGCAUGCAGUUCUCCUGUGCGGCCCCAACCCUGAGCAGCUGCCCGGAGCCCGCGCCGGAGGUGUGGGUGUGCAACAGUGACGGCUACGUGGGCCAGGUGUGCCUGCUGAGCCUGCGCGCCGAGCCCGACGUGGAGGCCUGCAUCGCCGUCUGCUCCGCUCGCAUCCUCUGCAUCGGGGCAGUGCCAGGCCUGCAGCCCCACUGCCAACGGGAGCGGCCUUCAUCGCUGAGGACCCCCCAGGAGUCAGCACCUGAGCCUCCUGGGCCAGAACUGGAAGUCGAGGCUGCAGACGAGGAAGCAGGGAUGCUGGCCGAACCAGGGCCCCAGCCCUGCCUGCACAUCUCCAUUGCCGGAUCGGGCCUAGAGAUGGCACCAGGCCCUGCUGAGGGUGACCCCCGCCCGGAAUUGGUGCCCUUUGACAGUGACUCGGACGAUGAGUCUUCGCCCAGUCCCUCCGGGACCCUGCAGAGCCAGGCCAGCCGGUCCACCAUCUCCUCUAGCUUUGGCAAUGAGGAGACCCCGAGCUCCAAGGAGGCCAUGGCAGAGACGACCAGUUCAGAGGAGGAGCAGGAGCCCGGCUUCCUGCCGCUGUCUGGCUCCUUCGGGCCUGGCGGUCCCUGCGGCACCAGCCCAAUGGAUGGGCGAGCCCUUCGCCGCUCCAGCCGCGGCUCCUUCACCAGGGGCAGCCUCGAGGACCUGCUGAGCGUUGACCCUGAGGCCUAUCAGAGCUCCGUGUGGCUGGGCACCGAGGAUGGCUGUGUCCACGUGUACCAGUCCUCCGACAGCAUCCGCGAUCGCAGGAACAGCAUGAAGCUCCAGCACGCGGCCUCGGUGACCUGCAUCCUGUAUCUGAACAACCAGGUGUUUGUGUCUCUGGCUAAUGGGGAACUUGUGGUCUACCAAAGAGAAGCAGGUCGUUUCUGGGACCCCCAAAACUUCAAAUCUGUGACCUUGGGUGCUCAGGGGAGCCCCAUCACCAAGAUGGUGUCUGUGGGCGGGCGGCUAUGGUGUGGCUGCCAGAACCGAGUCCUGGUCCUCAACCCUGACACCUUGCAGCUGGAGGAAACGUUCUGGGUGGGGCAGGAUUCCAGCCGCAGCGUGGCGUGCAUGGUGGACUCCAGCCUGGGCGUGUGGGUGACUUUGAAAGGUAGUGCCCAUGUGUGUCUCUACCAUCCAGACACUUUUGAGCAGCUGGCAGAGGUAGACGUCACUCCUCCCGUGCACAGGAUGCUGGCAGGCUCGGACGCCAUCAUCCGGCAGCACAAGGCUGCCUGCCUGCGGAUCACGGCGCUGCUGGUGUGUGAAGAGCUGCUGUGGGUGGGCACCAGCGCCGGCGUCGUGCUCACCAUGCCCACCUCGCCCAGUACCGUCAGCUGCCCACGGGCGCCUCUCAGCCCUGCUGGCCUAGGCCAGGGACACACCGGCCACGUCCGUUUCCUGGCUGCUGUCCAGCUGCCAGAUGGCUUUAACCUGAUCUGCCCCAGCCCACCACCUCCCCCAGACACAGGCCCCGAGAAGCUGCCGUCGCUGGAGCACGGGACUCCCUCGGCACGAGGACCCCCCUCGGCCAGGCAAAUGCUGGUCAUCAGUGGAGGCGACGGCUACGAGGACUUCCGGCUCAGCAGUGGGGGUGGCGGCAGCAGCGAGACCGUGGGCCGUGAUGACAGCACGAACCACCUCCUCCUGUGGAGGGUGUGACCCUGUCCAGAUGGCUCAGGACCUGGCCACCCACCUGCCCUCAGCCUGCUUGCCUCUUCCUAACCCACACGCAGACUCUGCCCAGAGUGUCCAGCCAGGGCGCACCUGUGCCUGCACGGGCUCCUCCGUUUCCGCGGAAGCAUUCCGAUGGAACUCCUGCUGGCCAGUGGGCCAAGGCCUUUCCUGACCCUCCGGCUGCUCCCGUGCUCCUGGUCAUGAUGGGGGCUGGGUGGGGGGCACGAGGGCGACCCAGACCUCUGUCCCUGGAGCUUCUACCAAAGACACGGCGAGGCCUGGACCCCACGGGGCUGGGGAGGGCCAUGUGCAAUAUUUGGAGGGUUUUCUGGGGCAGUGGGAGGGCUGGGGGAUGGAAUCCUUUCCCAUGUACAGUAUUUAUGUUUCUUUUUAGAUGUGUACCUUCCCAAGCACUUAUUUAUGCAAUGACCUAGGGCAGGGAGUGAUUGGAGGAAAUGACAGAAGGAAAAAAACCCGAUUCCUGCCCUGGGGGGCCAACCAGGACCCUAACCAAGCCUUCCUGGAGGGACCAAUCCCCCCCCCAUUACAUACAUGCGCGCACACACACACACACACACACACACACACACGCUGCAUGUUCAGGGCACUAAAACGCCUCUUCACACACUUUCCAAGCCUCAUGCUGACUGGGCCGCCCUCCAGCAUCCAGAGCCAAGGACCAAGUCCCCUGUCACCCAGAGCAAGAUGACGAGGACAGUGACUCCGUCGGGGGGCCUCCCCAGGCUUGGCAUUUCCUAGUUUAUUGACGGUGCCUUCAGUAGUCUCUGAACUCGGGAGCACUGAUGGGGCCUUGGACGGGCUCUCUGCUGGCCUGAGCAGGAAGAGAUAAGGCCCUUGCUCCUCACAGCUGCCCCCCAGCCCCUGUGUCUCAUGCACUGGCACAUGCGGUCACCGUAGGAGGGUGGACCUAGGAGCCCCCUCACUCUGACCACUGAAUCCCUCUCUUCACACCCCUCCUGCCAGGGGCAGCCCCUCCAGGAAAGAUGCCCAAAGCCGAGGGGCUGGACAUGGCCUCUUCAACUGGGAAUCGCCGAGGGCAGCCCCUCCCCUGCCCCUGGACCCAGGAGCCAGUCUGAGCCCCAGCCCCCUCGCUGCUUCAGCUACCGCUCCAAAGGUCUGGUUUCAGAUGGGGUUUGUUCGGUUCUGUUUUUGUUUGGGGUGGGUGGGUCAUUGCGGUCUUAGAUUGUGCUUCUCUUGCUACCAAACAGUCAUGUAUUAACUUUCUUUGGAUGAUGAAUUUUAAAGUCAAUAAAUAGAAACACCAAGUGACUGCUCCCCA
Myotis lucifugus (little brown bat) is the source of this 4438-nucleotide messenger RNA. RefSeq names its product rho guanine nucleotide exchange factor 17. Gene Ontology annotation, biological process: actin cytoskeleton organization. The record is from RefSeq and is a predicted model, not a curated record. NCBI's taxonomy places the organism in Eukaryota, Metazoa, Chordata, Mammalia, Chiroptera, Vespertilionidae. Gene Ontology annotation, molecular function: protein binding; guanyl-nucleotide exchange factor activity.